Messenger RNA from Petromyzon marinus (sea lamprey), 1041 nucleotides. It is a transcript of the gene CFAP144, whose product is annotated as cilia and flagella associated protein 144. Gene Ontology annotation, cellular component: ciliary base. The record is from RefSeq and is a predicted model, not a curated record. NCBI's taxonomy places the organism in Eukaryota, Metazoa, Chordata, Hyperoartia, Petromyzontiformes, Petromyzontidae.
GGGAUAGGCACGGGUGGGAUAGGCACGGGUGGGAUAGGUACACGUGGGAUAGGUACGGGCACUCGUUGGCAUUAUCGCGUGUCCACGUUCUUCCCAUCAUCACUCCAAGUGGUACCACCACCUCCGUCGUCGUCGUCAUCUAUCCCAAGGUUCAUCGUGAACAGCAUCAACUAGAACGAGAGGAGGUGCCGGUGUGUUGGCACGGCGCCAGAACAAUGUCUGCAGCCAAAGGGGCCCCCCCGAAGGAGAAGGAGCCCCCCAACGAGGUCCACCAGAACGCGAUUCUGUGCGAGUCGAUCCGCAAGGAGGAGCGAAAUCUGCGCCUCUACACCGAGUUCAGCAUCAACCCCUACCGGAAGCUUUACACCAUCGCCGACAAACCUAACGCUCCCUGCAACAGCCAGCGCUACGAGGAUGCCGCCUUCACCGCGGCGUUUCGCCGGGCGGCGCAGGGGCCGCGGGAGAAGUUCUCCUUCCCGCAGACGGAGGCGCAAGAAGUCGGGUGGAACAACGCUCCCCUGAUCGACACGGACCGCACGGACCGCAGGCUGAACUUCCCCCGCCAGGGCUCGGAGAUCACGACCUACAUGGAGGCGGCGUGGCGACUCAAGGAGCAGACCCAGAACCUCAAGUGACGGAGCCUCGUCCACCCACCAGCUCCAUGUUCACUCGUGGGAGAAUUGUCCAUCCAUGUUCAUCCGUGCGCAACAAGUCUCACUCACCCUUACUCUCAACCAGUGUCAGCGGUGUGUGUUAUUGGUGUACUCAGAGGCAAGAUAGGUGCUCGCCCAACCCAUCCGCCCCCAUCCCCCCAAUAAUUUUUUGAGCUAGGGCGCAGCCUCUUUCUCCAUCGCCUGAAAAGUGGUCCUCAUUCGUAAAGUGACCCAGUCAAUGCGUUGUUUCAUCACACAUGACCAGGAAUCCAACUCUUGUUUUGCUGAUUUGCUGACGUGUCUGUCGGUCAUCCCUGCGUUCAUAGCUCGAGAACCCCCAAAAUGUUGUAGGGGGAUGAGCGAUGGAUUAAACAUCGGCAACGAUCAC